UGAUGACUGACGGCUUAAAAAAUUUGAGCGUCUGAACCUUCAAUGCUUCAUGGUUCUUCUCGGCGCCUCAUCUCUAUCUCAUUCCUACCAAAUCUGAGCCGUUCAAUCUCAAUCACCCAUCACCAACCCAACAAUGAUGUUCUUGAUUUCUUCAAUGAUUUGCUUCAACAAUGCUCCAAAUCUCACCUUUCCCAACAAAUUCACUCCCAAAUCAUUGUCACUGGCUCGCAUCGAUCUGCGUUCUUGGCCGCCCGGGUCGUGUCGGUUUAUGCAGGUUUUGGGCUGGUCAGUGAUGCCCAGAGAGUGUUUGAAGCUAGCCCAAUUGAGUGCUUUUCGAAUCUGCUUUUGUGGAAUUCAAUUUUGAGGGCUAAUGUGGCUCAUGGGUACUGUGAAGAAGCUCUUGAAAUUUAUUGUAGAAUGCGAAAGCUAGGGGUUUCGGCUGAUGGGUUUACUUUUCCUUUGGUUAUAAGGGCUUGCGCUUUGAUGGGUAGUCGUAAAUUGUGCAGGAGCGUUCAUGGGCAUGUUGUGGAAAUGGGGUUUCAGUGGAAUCUUCAUGUGGGGAAUGAAUUGAUGGGAAUGUAUGGGAAGAUCGGGAGAAUGGAUGAUGCGCGCAAAGUGUUUGAGAGAAUGGCUGUCAGGAGUUGUGUUUCUUGGAACACUAUGGUUUCGGGUUAUGCACUUAAUUAUGAUUGUCAUGGUGCUUCUGAGAUGUUUCGGAUGAUGGGGUCUGCAGGGCUGGAGCCCAAUUUGGUGACAUGGACUUCCCUGCUGUCGAGUCAUGCUCGAUGUGGGCAACAUGUCGAAACAAUGGAGUUGUUUGGUAGGAUGAGGAUGAGGGGAAUUGGGGCUACUGCUGAAGCACUUGCUGUGGUGUUAUCAGUCUCUGUUGAUUUGGCUGCUUUUGAUGAGGGCAAGGUGAUCCAUGGAUAUGUUGUGAAGGGUGGAUUUGAAAACUACUUGUUUGUGAAAAACUCGCUUAUAUGCCUGUAUGGGAAACAUGGAAAUGUAAAUGCUGCCCGAAUUCUGUUUCUAGAAAUCAAAACCAAGAAUAUAGUGAGUUGGAAUGCUCUGAUAUCAUCAUAUGCAGAUUUGGGUUGGUGUGAUGAGGCUUUUGCAAUAUUUUUGCAGCUGGAGAAGACAGAUGAGUAUCCGAUGGUGAGGCCCAAUGUGGUAAGUUGGAGUGCUGUCAUUGGAGGAUUUGCUUCCAAAGGACAAGGGGAGGAGGCCCUUGAACUCUUUCGAAGAAUGCAGCUUGCUAAAGUAAAGGCAAAUUCUGUGACAAUUGCCAGUGUUUUAUCAGUUUGUGCAGAGUUAGCAGCACUGCAUCUUGGUAGGGAGAUCCAUGGCCAUGUAGUCAGAUCUUUGAUGGAUGGAAACAUUUUGGUGGGGAAUGGAUUGAUUAAUAUGUACACAAAAAGUGGAAGUUUCAAGGAAGGGAAUUUGGUAUUUGAGAAAAUUGAGAAUAAGGAUUUGAUCUCUUGGAACACUAUGGUUGCAGGGUAUGGCAUACAUGGACUUGGUGAGAAUGCUAUAAGAACUUUUGAUCAGAUGAUUAAAGAUGGCUUUGAGCCAGAUGGGGUCACUUUUGUUGCUGUCCUUUCAGCAUGUAGUCAUGCUGGGCUUGUCGCUGAGGGCCGUGAACUCUUUGAUAAGAUGAUCAAAGAGUUCAGGGUUGAGCCCCAGAUGGAGCACUAUGCUUGUAUGGUGGAUCUUCUUGGCCGAGCUGGGCUUCUACAGGAGGCAAGCGAGGUAGUGAAGAGCAUGCCAGUGGAACCCAAUGCUUGUGUUUGGGGAGCCCUGCUGAACUCCUGCAGGAUGCAUAAAAACACAGAAGUGGCAGAGGAAACUGCCUCUCAGAUCUUUAAUAUCAACUCAGAAAUAGCAGGGAGCUACAUGCUACUCUCAAAUAUUUAUGCUGCAUCCGGGAGAUGGGAGGAUUCUGCAAAGGUCAGAAUCUCAGCAAAGACAAAGGGUCUAAAGAAAACCCCAGGCCAGAGUUGGAUUGAGGUGAAGAAGAAGGUUUACAUGUUUUCAGCAGGCAACACCCAGCAUGCAGAAUUGGAGGAAGUUUACAGGAUCCUCAAGGAUCUAGGUCUUCAAAUGGAGGUAGAAGGCUAUAUUCCCAACAUAGAUGAAGAACAGAGACCAAGAUUGCUUGGGUACAGGUAGAACUUAAGAGCUUCUCCAUUCCUUAUGGACAUGCUCAUGAGUUAUUGCAUUUUUACCACAUAUUUAUCGGUAUGUAAAACUGGUUUUUUCUCAAAUAAUGAGAUGAUCAGAGCUAUAAUCAGAGGGAGACAAUAAAAAUUUUCAAUGCAAAUGAAGAUGGGGCAUUGCUCUUUAUGCAA
Vitis riparia (riverbank grape) is the source of this 2348-nucleotide messenger RNA. Its product is annotated as putative pentatricopeptide repeat-containing protein At1g17630. The transcript has a single exon. Gene Ontology annotation, biological process: RNA modification. The record is from RefSeq and is a predicted model, not a curated record. Bases 43 to 2169 code for a protein of 708 amino acids. Lineage: Eukaryota; Viridiplantae; Streptophyta; Magnoliopsida; Vitales; Vitaceae. Gene Ontology annotation, molecular function: protein binding; RNA binding.